Messenger RNA from Pochonia chlamydosporia 170, 1596 nucleotides. Its product is annotated as pre-mRNA-splicing factor. Gene Ontology annotation, molecular function: RNA binding. The coding region runs from base 1 to 1596 and encodes 531 amino acids. NCBI's taxonomy places the organism in Eukaryota, Fungi, Ascomycota, Sordariomycetes, Hypocreales, Clavicipitaceae. The record is from RefSeq and is a predicted model, not a curated record. The transcript is spliced from 2 exons. Gene Ontology annotation, cellular component: U2-type prespliceosome; catalytic step 2 spliceosome; U2 snRNP. Gene Ontology annotation, biological process: mRNA cis splicing, via spliceosome; regulation of alternative mRNA splicing, via spliceosome.
AUGGCUGCAGCUACGACAAACGGCGACUCAUCUACAACUCUAGAUGAGUUGAAACCUCCUUCGGGCGUGGUUCUUCCGCCUCGUGAAAUUCGAAACAUUCUCGAAAAGACUGCUGGUUACGUCGCAAGAAACGGUGCUAUAUUCGAGGAUCGCAUUCGGGAUAAGGAGUCGCAAAAUCCCAAAUUCAGCUUCUUGAACCCGGCCGAUGCGUACCAUGCCUUUUAUCAGUGGCGACUAGAUGAGGUCAAAUCUGGUCGAGGCACAGAUGUAGCUGCUGGCCGAGUAGGCGAGAGUGCGGCGGUUGAAGCCGAAAAACCAAAAGGGCCUCCGAAACCCCCUGAUUUUGAAUUCUCGGCGCGUAUGCCACGUAUCAAUCAGAAGGAUCUGGAAGUUAUUCGACUCACGGCGCUUUUUGUUGCCAAGAAUGGGCGACAAUUUAUGACACAGCUCGCCCAGAGAGAGGCGGGCAACCCUCAGUUCCAGUUCCUCAUCCCGAAUCACACCUUUCACAACUUUUUCCAGCACAUUAUUGACCAGUAUACCACUUUGAUACGAGCCGGUGGACUUGACGGCGAAGGCGGCAAGCUGCAGGAAGAAAAGACGGCCGAGCUGGAUCGCAACGUGAAAGACAAAUAUCGUAUCCUGACUCGAGCCAAACAACGAGCCGAUUAUACAAGAUAUCAGGAGUUGGAGCGUCAGAAGAAGGAGGAAGAAGAGGAAAAGAGCAAACAAGACUUUGCUCGUAUCGACUGGGGGGACUUCGUCGUAGUCGAGACCAUCACUUUUACCGAGGCCGACGAGACAGCGAACCUACCACCCCCAACCAACUUGUCCGAGCUUCAGUACGCCUCCCUCGAGGACAGAAACAAGGCUUCCCUGAGCGCAUUGCGUAUCGAGGAGGCUAUGCCGGGCGAAGACUUCGGCGUUGGCGCUGGUCCUGCUGUUGCACCUGCAUCCGGCCCCGUCCACCCAGGCUACGGAGCGCAGCUACCAGCACAACCCUACCCGCAACCCGGCCAAAUGCCUACUGUGCAAGCAUACUCCAAUGGAUACCAGGCACAAAGAUCUGCUCAAGAAGAAGAGGUAUCACGCCGUAUACAAGAACGUGCCGACGCCCAAGCGCGUGUGCAGCAAGCGCAGUCAGAGGCUAGAGGUGGUGCACCUCCAAUGAAGAUUAGAGAGAAUUACGUGCCACGGGCGGCACAGCGAGGCAAGCAGGCAGGCCAGACUGCUCUUUGCCCCAACUGUAAACAGCAGAUCCCAAUCAAUGAGCUUGAAGCCCAUAUGCGCAUUGAACUGCUGGACCCCCGGUGGAAAGAACAGAAAGCAGCGGCGGAAUCCCGAUACUCGGCCACAAUCACUGGAUCUGAAAUCGCACAAAAUCUUAAGCGACUUGCGAGUCAACGGAACGACGUGUUUGACCCGGCAACUGGCCAGGCUUUGUCGGAAGAAGAAUUGGCGAGGAGGAAGAAGGCUGCACUGAACCCCACAGAGACACAACAAGACAGUAGACCGCAAGCGGUGAAUUCACAAAGUGUCAACGUUGAGGAGCAAAUUCGAGCUAUUCACCAAAAAUUCGCUGGCGAAAGGAAGUAG